AUGGAACUAAUCCCGCGUCCAGAGCACUUAGUUCCCUACGCAGUAGUUCGCUGCUCUUGGGUUUAUCCUAGUCCCAGUUUCCCCCCAGGCCCUAUCAGUGUUUUCGAUGGUGCCAUUCUAACCACCUGCGUCAAUAGCUCUCAGCCUAUCCUGCCCAUCUCUUCAUAUACUUCAGAUCCUAAUGCCUCAGCUCGAUCCCCAGCUUUUUCAUCAGGGACUCCAAUGCAACAUGGUCUUUGCUCUACUGAGUCUACUACCGGAAUUAAUUGCUUGAUUCAAUCCCCUGCUUCUAGCAGUCCUGCUACUGGAUCAGGCCGGUCAUUGUUGAUGACACCAGGUCAAAUUUCCUCUCCUGUACUCUCUGCUACUGAUUCGGUGAGUCAACUGCAUUCUUUUACACUAAUACUAUACGUUAUUAAUUUUUUCUAA
This is a messenger RNA of Protopolystoma xenopodis, 429 nucleotides long. Lineage: Eukaryota; Metazoa; Platyhelminthes; Monogenea; Polystomatidea; Polystomatidae. The record is from the annotation of a GenBank genome assembly.